Molecule: messenger RNA, 2037 nt
Organism: Durio zibethinus
Lineage: Eukaryota; Viridiplantae; Streptophyta; Magnoliopsida; Malvales; Malvaceae
Source: RefSeq, a predicted model, not a curated record
UUUUAUGAAGUUACUUUACAGCAGCAGGUGUUGACAAAACUGAAUUAGACUGGGGAGGAAAUGGGAACUUUAACUUUAUAAUAGCAAAAGUAGGUCAAAAGGGGGAAAACAGAAAGAAGAAUAGAUAAACCUGUAUACGUGGAUAAAAUAUUGGCAGACAAGGAAUGGUUAUAAGGUAAUAGGAUUAGUUGCUUGCAGAAGUACAAGGAUCGUGGUUGCUGAAGCUAUUAAGUUGAAACUGAAAGAUCAAGUUUUAGAUUAGGACAAUUCUUUUUCUUUCUAUUUUUGGUAUCGUUUACUCCUUCUCAUUGUUUCUGACAUUUAGGAACUGCAUUUUACUUGUUUACUCUUGCAUUAGUUUUCCUGAAAUACAAGCCGAUAAAAAUUUUUAAUGCAAUGCUUGUUUGAGUGCCAUGAUAUGGACUCUAAGCUCUCAAAUGCCUUCAAUAUCAAUUUGACUUGUACAAAGCCGCCUCCGUUAUCAGUUCAAGAAGCAUGAACUCUCCAUCCACCCAGUUUGUGCCUUCAAGAAGGAUGGGUAUCUAUGAGCCUAUCCACCAGAUUGGCAUGUGGGGAGAAAAUUUUAAGAGUAAUGGCAAUCCAUCUGCAUCAGUGAUUUUCGAAGUGGAUAAUAAGCUAGAGAACGAGUCUGAGACUGCUUCACAUGAAAUGCUAGCACCUUCUAACAAGCAUGACCAAGAAGCAACUAAACCUAUUGAUAAGAUACAAAGACGUCUUGCACAAAACCGUGAGGCUGCUCGUAAAAGCCGUUUGCGGAAAAAGGCAUAUGUUCAACAGUUAGAAAAUAGUCGAUUAAAGUUGAUUAAGUUGGAGCAAGAGCUUGAACAAACGAGGCAACAGCAGGGUCUUUAUAUGGGUGGUGGAUUAGAAGGUGGUCAUCUUGGAUUUUCUGAAGCAGUAAACCCAGGGAUUGCUGCAUUUGAGAUGGAAUACGGACAUUGGAUUGAAGAACAAAACAGACAAAUAUGUGAACUGAGGAAUGCUUUGAAUGCCCAUAUAAGUGAUAUAGAGCUUCGCAUACUUGUGGAUGGUGGCAUGAGCCACUAUUUUGAACUUUUCCGAAUGAAAUCAACUGCUGCAAAGGCUGAUGUUUUCUAUGUGAUGUCUGGUAUGUGGAAAACAUCAGCAGAGCGAUUUUUUUCAUGGAUUGGAGGGUUUCGGCCUUCAGAACUUCUUAAGGUGCUCGUGCCUCAGCUGGACCCCUUGACAGACCAACAAAUCUUGGAAGUUUGUAACCUGAAACAAUCAUGUCAGCAAGCUGAAGAUGCCCUUUCGCAAGGUAUGGAGAAACUCCAGGAAACCGUGUCUGCCACUGUAGCAGCUGGUCAACUGGGCGAAGGAAGUUACAUUCCUCAGGUGGCUACUGCAAUGGAGAAGUUAGAAGCUCUAGUCAGCUUUGUGAACCAGGCUGACCACCUUCGCCAGGAAACGCUACAGCAGAUGUCUCGCAUUCUAACAACACGCCAGGCGGCUCGAGGGUUACUUGCUUUGGGAGAAUACUUUCAACGUCUUCGGGCUUUGAGUACACUAUGGGCUACCCGUCCUCGUGAACCUGCCUAGCCAUACAGUAGAAGAUCCUACAUGCAUGUUGGUAGAUGAUCACUGCAAGAACUGUGUUCCUGCAUACAGAGAUGCCUUUUGGUAAAUCAUAUCAUUAUAAAUAUAAGUAGCAUCAAUUUAUGUUGCGACAUUUUUUGAAGCAGCUUGUCGGAAAACUGAGAUCUGAGAUGUACAUAUGAUCACUAGUUAUUUUACCUAGGGGAAGGUUGUGAUUAAAUCAAUUUUCAAUGCUGUGUUGUACACCAUAUAUACUCUUGAAAUGAUAUAUAUAUAUAUAUAUAUUUAUAUAUAUACCAGUUGAAACUUUUAUGUAAAUUUCAAUGUGUUGUUUCUGUAUUAUGAACAUGGCCAAUGCAUAAUUGUCAGAGUUUGUUGGUGUAUUGGAACAUUCAUAGUUUGUCAACAAAGCUUCAAUUGGUAGUAAUUCAUUGGUUCAUAAAGUACUUCCAAUCUGAC